This is a messenger RNA of Rhipicephalus sanguineus (brown dog tick), 994 nucleotides long. Its product is annotated as NADH-cytochrome b5 reductase 2. The record is from RefSeq and is a predicted model, not a curated record. Lineage: Eukaryota; Metazoa; Arthropoda; Arachnida; Ixodida; Ixodidae. Gene Ontology annotation, molecular function: oxidoreductase activity. The transcript has 4 exons. The coding region runs from base 20 to 994 and encodes 324 amino acids.
CGACGAAAAAAGCAGCAGAAUGUUGCACGGGCGGGCCCAACAGCUUCUAAUUUUCGUGGCCUCCGCUGCGGCCACCUUCGGAGCUGUUACACUGGCUGUGUUGCUCAUACGCAAGAUUGGCGCCCACAUUUCCGGCGACGUACUGCUCGUCGACCCCAAUGCCCGGUACACGGUGCGGCUUGAGCGCAGGAUCACCGUCACCCACAACGUUCGCCUACUACGCUUCUCCCUGCGGAGCCGCUACCAGAGACUCGGAAUUUACGUCGGUCAGCACAUCCUUGUCAGCGCGAGCAUUCACGGCUGCCCGGUAACGAGACAUUACACUCCCGUAACCCGGUGUGACCAGACGGGCCACUUCGACAUCAUGGUCAAGGUGUACCGCACGGGCGAGUCGGACGAACACCCCGAAGGAGGCCUCAUGUCCCAAUUCCUCGAUACGAUGCGCCGAGGGGAGAGAUUGACGAUUCAGGGCCCACGAGGCACCUUUAUUUACGAAGGCCAGGGGCAUUUCGUGACGGUCGACGGAAGCCGACUGCCGCAAGCUUCCUGGAUGGGGCUGGUCGCAGCGGGAAGUGGCGUCACGCCCAUGUUGCAGCUUCUGCGUCACGCGCUUGUCGAUGAGAAAGACGAAACCAAAAUCAAAAUGAUCGACGUGAACAGAACCGAGGACGAUAUCAUCGCGCGUCGGGAGCUUGAUCAGUACGCCAAGGUGCAUGCAGAGCGGUUCAGCCUCUGUCACGUACUGAGCAAGCCUCCAGCGGGUGAGGGUGCCAUUGGGUUCGUGGCGGGUCCGCUGACCUCUGGCAUCAUGGCCGAGUACCUUCCUUCCACCCAACAACGAUACCCUGGUGCUCUUGUGUGGACCGAGUCACUUCGUGAGCGAUCUGUGCAAGCCGGCACUCAGCACCAUUGGACACAAGCCUCAGAGGGUGCUGUGCUACUGAGUGGCAUCCUCAAUAGGAUCGAAGAAGUGUAUAAAUCUAUUAACCUCUAA